Molecule: messenger RNA, 669 nt
Organism: Sorghum bicolor (sorghum)
Lineage: Eukaryota; Viridiplantae; Streptophyta; Magnoliopsida; Poales; Poaceae
Product: putative protein TPRXL
Exons: 1
Coding region: 1-669 (222 amino acids)
Source: RefSeq, a predicted model, not a curated record
AUGGCCAUCCCGGUUGCACGCGUGCACCUCAAGGUGGCGCACGCAGCUCUCCCGGCGCUGCUCCCGACGCCGCCCAAGUGGAAGAUGCUGCCGCUUCUCCCGACGCCGUGUGUCGCCGCCGCCGCCAUCCUCCAAGCAAAGACGCCCGCCAAGCCCAGCCGCGCCGACGCCGACGAGAGGUGGGACGCGCACAAGAACAAGACCAAGACCAAGUCAGGUAGCGCAGAAUUCUCAGCGUCGUCAAGCCCUCGUUCCACUUCCGCCGACAGCGUCAGGAGCUUCGCCGGACGCCGAUCCUCCCGCAAGAGCUCGACGACAUCGCCGCCGAAGCCCGGCCGGGCCGACUCCGCUGAGAGGUGGGACGCGCACAAGAAGGCAGCAAGCCCAGCUUCGUCGUCGUCGUCAUGUUCAGGCACGUCUCCCAUCAGCCGCGCAUCAUCCGGCGAGCGCUGGGACGUGCACAAGAAGCGCUGCCCGCCGCAGGCGGAGUUGCUCGACGACGGCGAGAGCAGCAGUACUGGCAGCAACGACAUCGACGACACGGAGGAGGAGGAGGAGGAGAUAGUAUGGAAGCCGCGGGCCAUGUACGCCGGACCGGGAUUCGCCGCCGCCGCGCCGGAGCCCAGCAUGCUUCCCAUGCCGACAUCGGUCUUGGUUCCCGUUGCAUAG